Molecule: messenger RNA, 1552 nt
Organism: Pseudomassariella vexata
Lineage: Eukaryota; Fungi; Ascomycota; Sordariomycetes; Amphisphaeriales; Pseudomassariaceae
Product: short chain dehydrogenase
Exons: 1
Coding region: 271-1224 (317 amino acids)
Cellular component (GO): endoplasmic reticulum
Molecular function (GO): oxidoreductase activity
Source: RefSeq, a predicted model, not a curated record
CAGUCAUCGAGUCACAGAAGUUGAUCGUAUUUCGGAGGCAAUUUACUUUUCCGAUAAUAUACUCGGUAAUGAUUCGUGAGCAGCGUUCAUCGCAACUUCGGGCACCAUCUCCGCCAGGGUCGCACAGUGAAACCGGUGACGCAAUGGAGGUUUCGGCUUGACCCUCAGCCCUCGAUGGGCAGAUGCACGGCAUAAAUAUUGCCAUGUCUACAAUUGUCGAUGUAGCGCAAUGUCCAAGAGGUGUCGUCUACGUAUCAUAAUAACCUCAUAAUGUCCCUGCUGUCACCUGACACUGGCUUGCUGUCAGUAGUAGGCGCCUCUGCUCUCCUCUUCGCCGCCUACAAGACUCUAGACUUCGUCUGGCUGUACCUUCAACCCUCGAGGCUGUACAAAUACCUACGCGCAACUUCCGGAAACCCAGCCUGGGCUAUUGUUACUGGCGCCAGCGAUGGCAUCGGCAAGGCAAUAGCCUUCGAGCUCGCUUCUCAGGGCUUCAACGUAGUGCUGCACGGCCGCAACCCCACCAAGCUCGACGGAGUGAAGGCAGCGCUAUCAAAGGCCCAUCCAGCGCGCUCAUUCCGAAUUUGGUUUGCCGAUGCCACGAAAUGUCACUCCGACAGUGCCUGGCUUGAGAAGGCCGUCCGAUCUUUCGACGAUAUCAACCUAACCGUCCUCGUCAAUAACGUUGGAGGAGGUUCGAACCCAGCUUUCGGCGGUCUAGACCAGUUCCCACCGCAGGAAAUACUAGAUAACCUACACCUGAACGUCACUUUCCCCACCCUCCUCACUUCGGCCCUCAUCCCCCUUCUUGUCAAGAACAGCCCCAGCCUAAUCAUCAAUAUCGGCUCCAUCGCCGACCACGGUCUUCCCCUAGUCUCGGUCUACGGCGCAUCGAAAGCCUUUGGCGAUAUCUUAUCGCAGGCAGUAUGGCGCGAGAUGAUGCUCGAGGGCCGCGAGAUCGAAGUCAUUGUCCACCGUCUCGGCCCUGUUACGGAGACGCAGGGGAAUUCAUCAAGGGCUUCUUUGGGCACACCGUCAGCACGUACUAUUGCCAAGGCAGUGCUUGCGAGGACGGGCUGUGGUAAGAAAUCGGUGGUUUCGUAUUGGUGCCACGGUGUGCAAGAUGCUGCUUUGGGAUUCAUUCCGGUGUCGAUAUUUGACUACGUUGUAACGGGUGUGAUGAAGCGCAUGAGGGCUGAGCAGGAAACAGCAAAGACAAAAUGAGUUGCUGCCCUUAGUAGUUGUAUAGGAAGUAUGCGCUUAGGAGCACCAUCCCAGCCUCGGAAUGGCCACCGAAUGCACCGGACAAAAGGACGUCAAGAACCUCACUAAAUUUUGCAUUAUCUGGACACGGCAGUGAAGAAUGCGGAACCCGCACCUGGUCAGAAAGGAUGACCAGCAGGAAAUGACGUAGCAAGUUCCUGAACUUGAGUUGCCCACUCUUUUGGGCCGUCUAAAUCCUUACAAGCGAUCAAAUCGCACCUCUAUUGUGAAGUCUAAUUAGGGUCAAUGACUAUAUAUGUAUCAAUACCUGAGUAGCUAUUCAAAAUGC